Limulus polyphemus (Atlantic horseshoe crab) is the source of this 7587-nucleotide messenger RNA. RefSeq names its product Down syndrome cell adhesion molecule-like protein Dscam2. NCBI's taxonomy places the organism in Eukaryota, Metazoa, Arthropoda, Merostomata, Xiphosura, Limulidae. Bases 56 to 4717 code for a protein of 1553 amino acids. Gene Ontology annotation, cellular component: axon; plasma membrane. The record is from RefSeq and is a predicted model, not a curated record. Gene Ontology annotation, biological process: axon guidance; homophilic cell-cell adhesion; dendrite self-avoidance. The transcript has 26 exons. Gene Ontology annotation, molecular function: cell-cell adhesion mediator activity.
CAUACACAGUAAAGGGAAAACUUCCAAUAUUUGACAUCAGCCAACUAUAUUAGUCAUGAUUUGGUCCAUAAGCAGCGUUACGAUAUUUAUAGUUUUUCUGUACUGCUCAGUGACAAUAGCUCAAGACCCUAAAGGACCACUAUUCGUCGUUGAACCUCCUUCAAAAGUUAUAUUUUAUAAUAACACUGAAGCUGUCAUUCCGUGCUCUGCCACCGGAAGUCCUAAUCCUGUUAUUAGCUGGAUUGAUGAACGUGGAGAUGAAAUUCAAGAUAUACUCCAUUUACGUCACAUCAAACAAGAUGGCUCCUUAGUUUUCCCGCCAUUUUCGGCUAGCGAAUAUCGUCAAGACAUACAUAUGGCUGUUUUUACGUGUGUAGCUUCGAACAUCGUUGGUAGUAUCAGAAGCCAAGACGUGCAAGUGAGAGCAGUUAUUUACCAGAAACAUGAGGUUAAAGUGUAUAAUGAAAACGUCCUUCAAGGAAACACUGGAUUAUUACGAUGUCUUAUACCAAGUAGCAUCAGAGAUCACGUGACUGUGACUUCAUGGACCCGGACAGAUGGACAUGUCAUAUUCCCUUCUCAGUCAUAUGAUUCGAACGCCAAACAUGUGGCAUUUCCCACAGGAGAAUUGCAUGUCCGGCACGCAGAUUAUGGUGAUGGUGACGUAAGCUACAGGUGUCACGUGACAGACCGCCUUGCUAGACAGAGUUUCCAAAGCGCUACUUCAGGUCGAUUGAAUGUUAUAGAGCCAUACAGCCACUUUCGACCAAAAUUUGUUCACUUCAACAAGGUCAUUAUUAUCAGUGAAGGUAACACUGUCUACCUCCCCUGCUUAGCCAAGGGCUAUCCAAACCCACGUUAUUCCUGGUAUCAGCUGGUGAAUGGCAGGAUGACAACCAUAUUACGAAAACCAAUAGAGCAGAUAGACUGUACUCUGGUACUGCAUUAUGCCAACGUCAAAGACUCUGGAACAUAUGUUUGUAUUGCAAGUAAUGAGGCCGGCGAAGAGCGACUUGAGGCGAAGUUGACAGUAAUAGAGCCCUUGAAGGUUACUGCCAUGCCAAAGAUUCAGAAGGUCAACGUUGGUGUCUCAAUCACAAUGAAUUGUUCCAUGAGUGGUUUCCCGAUAGAGCUCGUGAUGUGGUUCAAAGACCAUCGCCCUCUCUUGGCCAACAGAAGAAUUUCAUUCCCGAGGCAAAACGUUAUACACAUUAACCCAACCCAACAAGAAGACGGGGGGAUGUACCAAUGUUUUAUUCAAAAUAACCACGAAACUGUUCAGGACACGGCAGAGUUGAUAGUUGUUUCGAAACCUCCUGUUUUAAUUAGCACCUUUGACGAAAUGACAGUAAAACCUGGUUCCAGAGUGUCCCUCAAGUGUGCAGCUGUUGGAAACCCUUUACCUCAGAUCACGUGGACCUCAUACGAUGAGCCAGUGCCUGAUAAUAACAGAAUUCGUACUGGAGAUUAUGUUAACAAAGAGGGCGCUGUGAUAAGUUUUGUUAACAUUACCCGAAUAGAAGUUGUUGAUGGUGGGAUCUACCGUUGUUCAGCGACCAAUACUAACGGGGUGACAAGUCAUGUGGCUUCCCUGAAUGUAUUUGGUCGUCCGAUUAUCCGUCCGAUGAGGAACAGGACAGUUAUCGGAGGACGAGAUACAGUUGUACAUUGUCUAGUCAGUGGAUAUCCAGUUCAGCAAGUAUACUGGGAAAAAGGAAAUAAACGGCUUCCUUUAGGACGUCGCCACAUUAUUUUUUCCAAUGGAACUCUUAUCAUACGCAAAGUAGGACGAUUUGAAGAUGAAGGAGUUUAUCGAUGUGUUGCACAAGACACAGAGGGUCGGCUUGCUCAUCGGGACGUCAGUAUCAAAGUUUCAGUUCCACCUGUGAUCUCUCCUUUCGCCUUUCCUCCUGAACCACGAGAGGGCAUCAGAGCCAGUGUCAUGUGCAGCGUCCAAGAAGGUGACCCGCCCAUUCAGAUAACCUGGUGGAAAGACGGGGAACUACUUCAAACUGAAGACGAUACUGUUACCAUAGAUACAAACAAUAAUUUCAUAUCAACAUUGAUUAUAAAAACUCUUCAAUCUGAACACAGCGGCUUGUACACGUGUGUAGCCUCGAACGCAGCAGCCUCAGUUAACCUUUCAGCUACUUUAACAGUUAAUUCUCCAUCGAGAUGGAAAACUGAACCUCGUGAUACUUCGGCCAUCACUGGAAGUGAUGCAGUUCUAGAUUGUCAAGCUUUUGGAAGACCAGAACCACGUGUUGUAUGGAAAAAAUCAAACGAUGACACUUCCUCAAAGUUCAACACAGUGAUUAGUGGAGCUCGUGUCCAGGUUUUAGUAAAUGGGUCUUUGGUCAUCAGGAACGUACAAGAAGACGACGGAGGAAGAUUUAUGUGUGAGGCCAGUAAUAGUGUGGGUUCACCCAUCAGUACUGUGGUCCAGCUGGACGUUCAUGUUCCCGCCCACUUUGAAACAAAACUUACAUCCAAGACAACAGUGGCUCGAAAACCUACAACUCUUGAGUGUGAAGGUGGCGGAGACAAACCUCUGACGUUCACCUGGUUCAAGGAAAACCGAAGAUUUAAUGCUGAGGGUGAAGAGAGGUAUCGAAUAAAGGAUAUAAUGCUUGAUGACGUCUCCAGAUCAGAACUAACAAUCCUAUCAGCUGAAAAUAGAGAUACCGGGAUGUAUACUUGUGAGGUCCAGAACAGUUGGGGAAAAGACGAGACCAAUAUCCAGUUAUUGGUUCUGGAUCACCCAGCUCCCCCAGAACACAUCAGAGUUAAAAAGGUAGAUGAGCGAAGCGUGAGCCUAGAAUGGGGGGAACCUCCGUCUGGAAAUAAUCCAAUCAAGAAGUACAUUUUAUCUUAUAAAACUGAAGGAGAUAGCACAAGAAACAAACCACAAAAAAUAGUUGUUCAAGGUGACCAGAGAGAAGUAGUUAUCAGGGAUCUCAAGCCAAUGACCACUUAUUUAUUUAACUUAGUGGCUGAAAAUGCUAUCGGUCGGAGUUUGCCAAGCGCUGAUGUGUCAGUUAUUACAGAGGAAGAAGCCCCUACUAGUCCCCCAGUUGCUGUAGAAAUAGUACCAGUGAAUUCACGUGCACUGAAGGUGACAUGGAAGAGACCUGUAUCCACAGAAUCCUUUCGCACUGUCAAAGGAUACUACAUUGGCUACAAGGUUGUUGGUAGCGAGCAGGACUUUAUCUAUAAAUCUGUCGAAGUAACCAGUCAUCUUAUGCCUUACGAGUACGAAUUGAAUAAUCUCCAACCAGGAACAAGCUACCUUGUCGUAGUCCAAGCUUUUAAUCAGAAAGGAGUUGGACCAGGUUCAAGAGAGACCAGUGUUAAAACACCAGAGUUUGAUCCACCUGAUCCUCCAAAAAUAACGCUGUCAUUUGCAUCAUCUUCCUCAAUCGAGAUCACAUGGCAAAUCUCUAGUCGAAGGAAUAAACCUAUCUCAGGUUUUAUUUUACACUACCGCCAACAGCCACGUGACUGGAUGCAAAUCCAUAUCCUCGGAGACAAAACUAGCUAUUCUAUUCAGGGUUUGAAAUGUGGAACCAGUUACCAGAUGUACAUUAUUGCCUUCAACAGCAUGGGCAAGAGCGAUGCAAGCGACAUAAUUUCUGGCGUCACCAAAGGUUCUGCCCCCGUGGCACCUAGUCAGAAUCUUUUAGUAACUGUGAACUCAACAACGAUGGUGAUCAGGCUGAACGCCUGGUCUGAUGGUGGCUGCCCCAUAAACCAUUUCAUCCUGCAAUACAAGCCUUUGGGUCACACAGAGUGGAUAAUGGUCAGUUCAGAAGUGUAUCCAGAACAGGAAACUGUUAGUAUUAGUAUGCUAAUCCCCGGAAGUUGGUACCUGAUACUGAUGUCUGCCGUAAAUAGUGCAGGUAUCACAGAAGCAGAGUACAGGAUAGCGACGCUCUCGCCAUCUGGAGCAACCAUUAUACCAAACACAGUUUCAGAACGAAGCGGGAGAAGUAAGUAUCGUAGCUUAUAUGUUAUCAUACCAGUCUGUUGUGCUGCUGUAGUGUUGACCGCUGUGACGCUGUCUGUGUUUCUAGUGGUCUGUCGGCGACGGUCAUCUUCCUCAUCUAAUACAUACGAAGGGGUGCAUCAUUCUGAUGAUCCCAAGGGCGAAACUCUUGUAAUGACAGAGCUGGAGAAACAAUAUGGAGAUAUCGGUGAACCGACUUACUUUCCUUCGCCAUACGCCAUGACAAAAAUUCCCGUUUUACCGAGAGAGGUCGCUAAUAGAGAGGGAGAAAGUUUUCAUGGAUCUACCAGAGGGUCGGGAAAUAAUUAUGACGUCCCCCAGCCUAGAAAAAGCAAGUUCAAAAUGAUUGCUGACCAUUGCCAAGAUACAAGAAACGGAAGUGACGGAAGCUCAGACUAUGAGGGCACUGCAGAGCAUAGUGAAGGGUACGAGCAGCCUCGUAAACAAACAAGGUCAAGAAGUGGGGAGUCAGCUCAUCACGGUUCCAGUAGGUGGCCUACACCACUGCAGGGCACACACAGUGACUACUGUUCCAGUCAAGACGCCAUCUAUAGUCCAAUUCAUCUAGCUUCUUCUUCGUGUGCUACUGGCAGCUAUGAACCCUCGGACACAGAGUGCGACCGCGAUUUUUCGGAAGGGAAGGAUAUUUGGAAGCCUAAAGUGAUAUACCCAUCCAGCAUAUACGUUCAGACACCGUUCUUCCAGAGAUGAAUACAGAGUAUUGACAUGUCUUCUCUUCAGUAACUAAACUGUGUUGUCGUGAACUCAACACUUCGUUCUAGGAAGGUAUAAGUGCAUGAGGAAUUCUGUUCUUCAACAACUUGAAAAAUUCAAUAUCCUGGAAAGAAUUUACCACUGAAAGUAAAUUAUGUUAUAAAAUUGUUUUAUUGACAGUAACACGAGAUUUUAUAUUGGUGAAACAUUGGAAAAGCUUCAAUUAUAUCCUCUGGUAAAACAAAACAACAAAAAUAUUUUGCUUUACAAACGAUGGUUAUCAAUUUUUAGCAACGAUGAAUUUAGUUCACUCUAUUUUUUGGCAGUUUUUCUUUAACAUUACGUAUUUAUUAUACUAGACACAAUAUUUUAGGCUCCAAGUAAUUUCCCGGUAGAUUAGCGAUAAGUUUUCGGACCUACGAUGCUAAAUUCCGGAAUUCGCAGAUAUUUUAUUGUAUAGCUUUGCACUAAAAAACCAACAAAAUAUGUAUUAAAAUGAAUAUUAAAAUGUAUGUAUUAAAAUAAAUCUAUUUCACGAUAGAUGGCGCAAGAAGAAAUAUUACAAUUUGUAAAGUUCCAUUGUUAGACAAAUAAGUCAACUCAUAUCAGUAUAUUUAAUCGAGAGGGUCUGUUACUACAAUAGUUGUACUUUUUAUUCUUCAAGUGUUCCGCCAUUAGCUUCAUAAUGUAACGGAUAAACUACUAACUCGUGGGAAAUAAAAUUCUGUUACAUUUUUGUUUCAAUCCUUAUAACAUAAAGUUCAAUAAUGUUGAAAUCAACAGUGCUCGUUUCUCCCAUCAGACAGCGCUGGAUGAAGAGUGGUCGUACCAGCUUCCAGAAUGUUUCUUUUAAAGUUUAAUUCAUCACACCGACAACAAAGGCUCGAUGUUCAUUAAAGCAAAUUCGUGGAAUACGAAGUUCUUUUAAGAAUGUAAGAAAUACCAGUGGACAAAAAGCAGUUAGCCAGUUGUGUAGCUUUUCGUUAAAGAAACAACUGUUGUUUAUCAUAUUGUUACUACUAGCUUUUGACGAUCAUAAGCCUACAUCUGUGUCUAUGGGCUUUAAUUCCUCGUUAAUGUGAUUUCAGAAUUAUAGUUAUCGUUACCCAAAAUAUAAAUUUGAAUGUUACUGAAUCAGACGCCCCUAUAGAAUAAAUUUUGCGUCAAGUGAGACGGAUGACCGCUUACACACGUGUGUAUAUGUGUGUGUGUGGGGGGUGAUAGUGUCAUUACUGUAUUGAAUAUAUUCAUAGUACGGUGUAUUAAUAUUGUAUUUUACACACACACGCUUUUGUAUAUCGAGGAAAUGUAUUUUCGUUGUAGAUAUUUAUCUGUGUGGUUUAUUUUAAUGCAACUAAUCGUCUCAGUUUUGGCAGUUUUCAAACGAUAUUUGUUUCAUGUAUGUUUAUGCAUUAUCUUCUUUGGUAUUAAGUACAUUAUAGUAGUUUAUUACAAAAAAUGGACUCUAUAUAUAUGGGUAAAACUGUUCAUUUCCACUUCAAGACGGUCUCGCCCAACCCUUCUAACUAUUACGAAACUAAAACUUAGUUUUAAUGUUAGUUAAAUAAUUAUGAGGACGUUAUGUUUUUCGCUAUUUUGGAUUAUCUAUUAACAAGAAGACAUACCAGUAUUUCAUUUGCUACUCUGUGAGAGAAUUGUAAUAUUCAAAAUUAUUGUUUAUUUUUACGAUAAUUAUCUGGCAAUUUUGUAUUAUUUUUAGUUUGUAAUUGCAUAACAACGAUUUUUGUUAUAAUUAUUAGAAUGUGUUGGUUAAAUAGCGUGAUUGUUAUUAAAGUGUAAAAAAAAACGUAUUUGGAUAUUGUAUUUUAAAAUAUUAAAGUUGACGAAUCAAAGAGACGAAGAUCAAAUAUGGCAGGGAAAAAGCGUUUAAGAAAAAUAAAGUUUACAGUCAAAGGUCAUUUUCGUCAAUUUUAUCUGGCGUUAAAAAUCUCCUUAAUUCAUCAGCUUUGACGUUUUACACCACAGCAUGAACCCUUUUGCACUGCACAUGCUUUGAAUUUUAAAUAGAUUUUUUAGUUGCUUUAAGUCCAGUCAAACUGACGAUUUCUGGUGUUGAAUAAAAGGUCUCUUGGUCACUUCUGAUAUGAAAUCCGUAAUGGACUACUUAAGAAAACUGUGGGGAUUUAAGGUAAUCUGCAGUAAGCCUGAUUCACCUUUUGAUACUCUAAAAUAAGUUUUGAAUAUUGUUGUACCGUGAAGGUCUGACGUAAUUUGUUGAUCUUGCUCGUAACAAACAUCCCUGUCGUUAUUACGUUAUGAAUGUAUAGUAGGUUUUUCCUGUUUUUUUUUUUUCUUGUAUGAGGGAGGAAUACGUGUAAACAUGUUUUCAAUGCUGUAACACUGUGAAAGUAAAGCACAUUCUGAAUGUUUUGAACACAUUAUAUUCACCGUUACACUGCAAGAAAAAUAUGUUUUGUUAGUGUUGAUAUAUAAAGCUAGAGAGCGUUACAUGUGUUGACAUUGGUCAUCUAAUUAGAGUUUAGGGUUGAUUGCUAAAAAACUUUUAUUAAUAUCCAUAAAACGUAUUUAACUAUUUGAUAAUGCCAACAAAAUGCACUUUCAUACGAAGCGGUUGUUGAGGCAUUACGACGUGAGACUAUAAUAUGUAAGAAAGUCAUUUCUGCCAUACACAUUAUGUAUAUAUGAUAUAAAACUACGUUCGGUGUUUGCUGUGCACACGUAAAAAAAUAGUUGUUGUAAGCUUAUUACUAUUGUUAUUAUAUAAAAUUCAUAAUACAUCACGAAUUUCUAGAUUGUUAGGCUAAGAGGUGAUAUUUUGAACGUGAGGAAUACAGAGAAUUGACUCAUGAAAUACAACCGGUCAUCAUCUGAUUUUAAUCUCCAAA